Messenger RNA from Staurois parvus, 362 nucleotides. Lineage: Eukaryota; Metazoa; Chordata; Amphibia; Anura; Ranidae. The record is from the annotation of a GenBank genome assembly.
UCAGCAACUGAUAGCGGGACUGUGGCGGGCAUUCUGACACUGGGGGGGAACUGACUUGGUGUCACUGACAUCCCCAGUGACACCAAUACAGUGAUCAGUGCUAAUAAAAAGCACUGACACUGUACUAAAGGCAAUGGGCAGGAAGGGGUUAGCAUCUGGGGUGAUCAUAGGGUUAACUGUGUGCUGGUUAAAUGUGUGCUGUGUGUGUUUUACUGUGUCAGCACAUUGCUUUGUAUUGCUCUGCUUUGCACAGCAAUACAAAGCAAUGUGCAGGAGCUGACAGGAGAGAGAUUUGUAUUGUUUACAUACAGACCUCUCCCCUGUCAGUGAUAUUUGGCGAUUGCCAGGUGCCAGUGGGGAAU